UUAAAAGCAAAAUAAUAAAGUUAAAUGUUAAUAACUUAACUCAGUUAAAAUUAAAAAAGAAAAGACUCUGAGGAAGUAAAUCAAGGUAUAAUUAAUGCCGCGAGAGCAAACAGAAGAUGUUCGUGUGAGAAUUAAUGUAUUAGCAAGCAAUUGUUAUUACAGACGUUUCGAUCCUCUGGUUUGGAUCAUCCUUAGUGUAAAAUUAUGAUCUUUUAGAUUCGUUAUAUACAGAGUUGUUUACUAGUGCUUGACGUUUCUAUCUCUUUCGUCUCUUCGGAUUUACUGUUUAUUUAUUAUAUAUUCAAUGUCAGCUUCACUAUACCGCUUAGUUUUCUGUAACUGUUCAUUCUAUGCACAUCGUUGUUACUUUGUACAUCCGCCUCGUUUCGUCAUCAUCACGGUAGGAUAAGUGAGCUGGGUGUGGAUCGGAAAAACCGAAACAUAUAAAACAGACGUAUUAAACGAGAUAUAUCUUGUAUCGCGACGAUUCUUCGUAAUUAGACGAGAAAACCAAGCUUUAUCAAGGAUGGCAUCGAUCGUCUCAUCGUUAUUACUAUUGGUGUCGAUCCUGUGGGCGACCUAUGGACAGGAAAUCAGUGAGUCAUGCGUGGUCAACAAUUCUGCGGGUGUGUGCAGACUUUUAGAUGAUUGCCUGCAAGUUUACCAGGAAUUGUCAGCCGGUAAAAUACCCAUCCAGUGCGGAUUUUUAGGAUCUACUCCAAUAGUGUGUUGUCCACAACCAGAACUUACUAAACAAACGAAUAUAUCGCAGACUUUGGCAUUGAAAUCAAGGGGAUCUGUAGCACGAGCAAAAUGCGCAGAAAACGCAGCAGCCGUCUCUGGUUUUAAGCAAGAACCGAUGCCGUAUCUCCGUAACUCGUUACUUGCCCAAAUCAGUAGACACAUCGUAAUCGGUGGUACGCCAGCCCAGCCAACAGAAUUUCCACACAUGGCGGCCGUGGGUUUCGGCGAUCGCAAUAAUAUCCAGUGGUUUUGCGGCGGUAGCCUUAUUUCCGCCAAGAUUGUCCUGACAGCAGCCCACUGCAUUUGGACAUCAGAAUUCGGAAAUGCAAACUGGGUACGGCUCGGCGAUCUAAAUCUCGUGCAGACCAAUGACAGCGCGAUGCCACAGACUAUCGCAAUCGCAGAAAGGAUAAGACAUCCCGACUAUAAACGCCCGUUGCUAUAUCAUGACAUAGCUAUACUGCGUCUAAAGGAGAAAGCUAACUAUACUGUAUAUGUCAAACCAGCAUGUCUUCCGGUAAUUUGGCCUGACAUGGGUCAAAAUGAUCAGGCAGUCGCUACUGGAUGGGGUCAAGUCGGAGAGGAUGAGAAAAGUUCAGAUCAGCUAUUAAAAGUGACAGUCAAAUUUGUUUCCCAUGCGUCUUGCAACGAGAGUUACUGCGAUGGUAGCAGCUCCGUGGAGCUCCCAUUAGGAAUCAACAAUGACUGGCAAAUAUGCGCGGGAGAAGAAAAGAAAGAUACAUGUCUGGGUGAUAGCGGAGGUCCACUCACCGUCUUUAGCACGGAGUUUCACAUGUACAACGUAAUCGGGAUCACCAGUCUCGGACGACUUUGCGGCAGCAUCAUACCUGGCGUCUAUACUCGAGUCUAUCAUUACAUUCCCUGGAUAGAAAAAACCGCGUGGCCGGAAAAUUUUUAAGAUAUUACAUUUAAUUUAAAUGUAGCCAUUUUCUCAAGUAUUAAAUAUGUUUCUUUUUUAUACAACACAAAAGUUCUUACCUAACGAUGCAAAUUUAACAAACGUAACAGAGGAAUCAAGCGUGAUGUUGGAAAUAAAUUCGAUGGUAAUGAAAGAAAAGAUACAACCAUUACAAUUUUAACAAAACUUCAUCCAAAGGUAAUGAUAGACUAGGGAAAGAUGGUUUUAAACGUAAUGAUUUUAAUGACAAUCGAGGAGGAAACCACGACGGUGGUGGAACGCCAGGCAAGUGGCAAAACUCUAAUUAGAAUGACAAAGAGCCAGCUUGUAAAGCAAAUUAUAAAAACAAGUAAUUUAAUAGUAAUAUAUCUAUAAUAUAUUACUAUAAUAUACAAUAUAAUAUGUAUAAAUAUGUUACUUAAUGUCAAAAGAUUUUCUUAAAUUGUUCGAAACUAAUAAACCCACAAGCUUAAAUCCAACAGUAAUAUAUUGCCAUAGAUUGGAAUCUAGUUUUGGGCGUCAUUACUCAGGAACUAUAGCAAUCAAAUCAUCAUGGACAAAUUUCUCCUUUUACCUUGAACAACUUUCCUUGCAAAUUUCAUCCAAAUUCAUUAAGUCGUUUUCCAUUUUGUCUUUCUCUGGCCUAAUUUGUGAUCCCUUUAAUUCAUGUAUAUAAAAAUUUAAUAUCUUGUUAACAUAUAAAUGACUAACAUCAUGAACAUUGGUUACUUGUAUAUCAAAAUUAACAAUAUCUAGGUCGACAUUCAUAAAUGAAUUGAAUCAUACUUAACAAAAAUUUAAUAAUAUGUAUUUAAUUUUUUAAUCCCAUAAAGUGUCUUAAACAUCAUUGCAUGAUGUAUGGUAUUAACAGCUAAAAUGAAGUUAUAAUUAAAAAUCAAUUGUAACAUAGUAUCCUUAUUUGAAUAUUUUAUCUUAAUAUUCGCAAACUUCCUAAAAUAACAAUUUAACAUUAAAAUAGCUUAUGACUUAUCAUUCAGUCUAAUGAUCGAUCGCAAGAAUUCAAGCAAAUUUUAUUCAUAAAGAAAAGUUACAAUAAUGUCAGGUGAUGCCGCGAUUAUCAAUCCGCGAGUAAUGUCUUGGCGCAGGUUGUUUAGUCAAUACAAAUGGAACGUGAAGGCGAGCUGUAGUAAUUAACUGUACACGGUCCGCCGGGUUUGACAUAAAGUUUAUUGAUACCGGGAAGUGCGAUGAGAUCCUGGAUAACGUGAGUUUACAUAGAUAUUUACAAAAACUUCUACAAAUUUUAUUCCACGAUGUAAGUUAAUACCAUAUAUUAUGUUGCAAUAUGAGAUUAUGACAUAUUAAAACAGGUUGAAAUUACAUAAUUAUAAAUAAAAAAAGAAAUAUUUAUAAAGUAUAUAAAUAAAACAAAUUGAGAAAGUUUUUAUACUUACA
Messenger RNA from Solenopsis invicta (red fire ant), 3079 nucleotides. Its product is annotated as venom protease. The record is from RefSeq and is a predicted model, not a curated record. Gene Ontology annotation, biological process: proteolysis. Gene Ontology annotation, molecular function: serine-type endopeptidase activity. Bases 527 to 1663 code for a protein of 378 amino acids. Lineage: Eukaryota; Metazoa; Arthropoda; Insecta; Hymenoptera; Formicidae. The transcript has 7 exons.